Messenger RNA from Bolinopsis microptera, 3011 nucleotides. Its product is annotated as interferon-induced protein 44-like. The transcript has 15 exons. Lineage: Eukaryota; Metazoa; Ctenophora; Tentaculata; Lobata; Bolinopsidae. The record is from RefSeq and is a predicted model, not a curated record. The coding region runs from base 20 to 2116 and encodes 698 amino acids.
AAAAAUCGCUUUAGUUAUUAUGGCUGAAGAAGUAGGAGAUUCUGUCUGCAUCAUUGAUUCACCUAACCAAAGUCCUAAUGAUGGAAGGAGAGCAACCUUCGACUUCGCUGCUUUACAAUUGAUUGAACAAGAACACAGAGCAAGUACAAAUCCAAGCCCAAGAUUCCAGAGGAAAGGAAGAACUACAUCUUCAGCUUCUCAGAGUAGUGACCCGAGAGCGAGGUCUACGGUACCGAGGAUACAGUGCCCUGAUCUUACUGCUACCCUUAUCGACAAGGUAGAAGAGUGGUUGUCGGAGCAGCAAGAUAUGCAGGCUCAGCAGUCUCCCAAACAUUUUGACAAUAACCCUAACAGGUUUUUGUGGGAGCUCAAAAAAUCUGUGUCGACUCCCGUCCUGAACAAAAGUCGAACUCCAUCCACCACUAUUCCCCCGUUUCCUAUUAAUAGUGUAGCACCAUCAGUUACCUCUGAAGCUCCAUCGGUCAAUCAUAUCGCACAGACGACGAUGGGGAACUCCACACUGAGCCCCCUUGACGAAAGACAGAUCAGAAGAUUGAUAGGAGAUAGCCGACUUAUACUACUGCCCCUUUACCAGGCUUCAGUACACGGGUUUGAUACUCAUGUCUUCCAUUCUUUGUGUGAUAAGCGUGGUCCUUCUGUUACCAUAGUGACCUUAUCUUCAGGGCUGUGUUUUGGUUGCUACACGAGUGCUGGGUGGUUCAGCCGGGGGGAGCCGGUAAACGACAAGAAAGCAUUCCUCUUUAGAGCAAAAGAUCAUCUCUGUGAUGAGCUCAAGAUAAGCGCAACUCAGUCUGAUACUGAUCUCCACAUUUACGACGACCCUGAUUUGGGUCCGUUCUUUGGUUCCUCCGCUAAGCCUACACUUCGUCUUUUUUGUAAAGUUUACGGAGCAAAGAGUGCUCAGGUGUACUCAGGAGGGCCCUUUGAGGGAGGCUCCCUCUUAGAUCUUACUGGAGUAGAAGAGGGACAGAUAGAAGUUACUGAUAUUGAAGUGUUUGAUGCUAGCCAGAAACAUCUUCCAUUUCUCGAAAGGCCGUGGCGAGAAGUUACUCUCAACCAACCGACAACUCUGGCGGAAAGCAUAAACUACUUCGUAAAUUAUAAACCAGAGUUCUGUCAGAUCGAAUUCAUCAACGUUCUUCUACUAGGACCUAUCGGAUCUGGUAAAAGCAGCGUAUUCAACACUUUCGAGAGCACAUUUAAAGGUCACAUAACGUCGAGAGCAAGGACUGGAGAUGGAUCAACAGUCACGACUAAACAGUUUCGUAGAUACAUGAUGCAACCUCAGAGGUCUAAAGAUCCUCUCAACAUAAGGAUCUGUGACACUCCUGGUUUAUCCCUAAAUAAUAUUUCCUCUACAGAUCUAGUUUACAUGAUGGAUGGACACCUUUCCGAUAGGUUUAAUCUGACCGGAGGAAACCUCAUUACCAACCGUUCUCCUGGUUUCAACAGUGACACAUCUAUCCGUGACGAGAUGCACUGUAUAGCUCUGGUUUUAGACGCUACUAAAAUACCAGCCAAAGACACGCCACUUCACUCGAAGAUUCUCGAACUCAAAGAACAAAUGGACGCGAGAGACAUCCCAAUCCGAGUACUUCUGACGAAAACGGACCUAGCAUGCAAGUUGGUAGAAUCAAACCUGUCCUACAUCUACCGGAGCUGCACUGUAACUGACAUAGUCGAGAUGGUGUCCACAUCAUUUUCUCUCCCUAGAAACUACAUCUACCCUAUGAAAUGCUAUGAACACGAAAUAAAACCAGUUCAGAAUAUUGGUAUUCUGGCUCUAAGCGCAUUCCGUCAAAUCCUCUACGCAGCAGAGUCUGGACUUGAGGAUCGAGAGAGUUUACAAUGUGCCGAGCUCGCUCAGAAACUGAGAUCAGGAUCCAACCUUAGUGGUGGUUCAGUUCCCGCAGGGAGCUCGUUGGGAAGUCAGCUGAUGAGCAGAGACAGGUCUGCCUCAGACAACACUGGGUCUCCAGUCUUCAGGAGGUCCAACAGUGCCGUCGUAGUUCAGACUCAAGUUUAUCAUCACAGUGAUAGCAUGAGGCACAGGCAUUCUCUCGACUUACAACGGGCUGAUCCUGGAGCGAAAUAAACUUUGUGGAAUUGAAGUGUUUGGCCUUGUUUUGGCCUUGUUUUGGCAUAGUAAUUGUGUUUGACCUGUUGUUAUACGGCGACAAAGCUCCCAAAAUUUUCUUUUGAACCGUCCCUAAUAAUGAUAAUGACGAAGGAAAAUGAAAAUGAGGGUACGACCCAUUGAAAGGUCAGACUGCUCCAUGUUGGCAGGUGUAUUGUUUGGUUGGUAAUAUAAUAAUGACGAACAUAUAUACUACACUGGCCUCCCUGAACCUCCUUUUGUGGGGCAACAACAAUGUUAGGGGUGCUCCAGUGUGUGGUGAGUCAAUGAGAAUCGUAUGAAGCGAAUAACUGUACGCUUUAUUCAGAACUUAUUGUAUGUACAUGACAAUGAACGCCAGACAAUGAACAUCAUUCAGUCGAACCUACCUCUGCAGCUACUUUAUUUUACUGUGAGCAUAAGUUUUGUAUCUUUCUUACAUUGCGGGGCCAAUUGCUGCCCCCAGUUUUUUGGAAGGACAAUGCUUUUGGUGUGGGUGCAGUGUUUAAAUUUACUUUCGCCUUCAGAUUCCUUAGCCCAGUGCUCAUUUGCUCAUUAUGAUUUGCAAUAAAAUUGAUGUCAUUUUCUGAUUAUGAAUGAGUAUAUACUGCAAUGUAAGAACGAUCUCAUGAAUGAAUUGUUUGAAAGGACAAGAAAAUUAAAACAUGUUAAUCUUGUAAGUGUUGUCGUUGAUAAUGUAUAAUUUAUGGAAUUUCAGUCUAAAUAUAAACUUAAAUCAAUAACCCACAACUUAUUGAUUACGUACGUUUAAGUUCGUCCAUGUUUAACUAGUUUUGAUCAACAGUGUGGACCGAUUUUAAGGACUGAUAGCACUUCCAAGUGCAUUUUUAUACUGUUCUUAUUAUCAAGAAUG